AUGGAGUUCGACAACUCAACAGUCCCGAAUCCAGUGGCUCCCACUUAUCUAAUCAGUGAUUACAUCGAAAUCGCCUACUUGGGCUUGGUCCUUCUGUUCGGAGUGCCGGCCAACGUCGUGAUCCUACAGAAGUUGGUGAAAGAGAUGAAAAUGUCUAACCGAGAUAUGGUCAAGGUGAGUGCAAAGUUUAAAAAUCCUAUUUUCAUGAUCUAUGUUCUUCAGAGCGGUUUCGUUAUGCUUAAGAUCAACUUGAACAUAACUGAUCUUUUCAUCCUGACCUAUUCCCUCGGAAAGCUCAUUUGGCUAAUAACCUACAGAUGGAUUGGUGGUGACAUUGCCUGCCGUCUCUAUCAGGUAACCUAUGAGUUCUGAACCUCAAAACGUUCUUUCUCUCCAGAUGUUUUCCAUGUUCUCCUUGUACAGUUCCUCAAACAUUGUCAUGUGCAUCGCUCUUGAUCGUCUUAGAAAUGUGAUGUAUGCCAAUCAAAUUCACACAAAGACCAGUAAGGUGAGCAAGGAUUCUCCGAAAAACAAUGGAACUGGUCACGCAGUCCGUGCUAUUUCAGGUAGUAGGUAUUCACGUAAGCUAAGAAACCUAUUCAUAUUAUGUGCAUUUUAAGUAAGCUGGAAGGGUUCUAGGAAUACUGUAGGUCUUUUGAAAUAGAGUCAAAACAUGACUUUUCCGCUGAAUCUCUAAUCAGCUGUUCAAGGGAAUCAUUAAAAUCAAAAACCAACAAUCACACUUUUCAGAUCAGCACUGUCACAAUUCUGGCGUACAGUUCGUGGAUGGCUGCCCUCCUCUGUAGUCUGCCUCAGUUUUUCUUUUUUCAAAUCGUCGAAGUUGCGCCCAACUUUGUUCAGUGCUCGGAUGUCUGGCAGAUCCGCCGUCAUUUCUUCCAAGAUUCCAAUUUGGCGUUCUUCGACAAAGAUUCAUUUUUUCUGACACAAACUUUCGAAAACACUUAUAACAUUGCGCACUUGGUUAGGAACGACCUCUUGUACUUUAUAAGUGACCCUUUUUUUCAGAUUCUUGUUUUCUGGGGACCGCUGAUUGUUCUUAUUGUCACUUAUGCGGUUAUAGCCACCAAGCUCAUGAAGUAUUCUCUGAAACCACCUGGCAGUCAAAGCAUACGGCGACCAAUGCCAACAGCGGGAGACGACUCCCCGAAAGGUACUUUCAGGAUUCCCCGAACUUAAAUAGACUGAUAUUUCCAGAAGUCAUAAUUCAUGUUAAUCCUGAAGAUGGACUUCUCAAAAAAAAAGGAAGCAUGAAGAAGGUAGGUUCAAGGCCACAGACUCUUCAAAACAUGUUGCCACUAAAGUCCGACUUGCCUGAUUAUGUUUUGCAUCUGCCUUAGAGAGAAAUGUGUCAAACCGAAAACAACUGGGCUACGGUAUACAUGACACAUGCUACGAAAAAUAUUUUCAGGUGAUCAAGUGUUGUCCUGAAGAUGGAACUAUCAAACAGACACGCAAUAAGUCAACCCGCAGAAAUGGAGCAAGUUAGUAACGCUUUCAUUUUUUUCUACAAAAGAGUUGUAAGUAAAAGAACAAGUUCCGUGUUGCAGAAGAGUCCACAACCACUAUGGUGUCUUCAUCAACACGUAUGCCCACGUGGCGGAAGCAAAUGCGCAGUCGUGUGUUCCGGACCACGAUGCUCGUCAUUCUCACACAUUUUCUCUUCUGGUUCCCGUACAAUGCCCUCGGCCUCAUGAAGUAUAUCAAUCAAUCGAUGUUCGAGUAAGUCGGACGGAAAACUUGAAAUCGCUUUCCAACUUUGAAGCUGAGAAGCGUGCAGGUUUCACUAAAGAGGGGUCAUUUGGGGGAAUGACAAAUUGUUGCUCAGUCGGGAUAAUGUACGGGUUUCGGGAUGUCACCAAACGUUCUGACAGGUUUACGACCUGUCGUAAAACGUUGGAAAAGGCUCCGACCCACGGGAUUGCGGGAGAAGUGAACUUUGGUUUGGCUCCACAUUAGUGAUGGGAGCCGAGCGGCCAUAAGAAAGUGAAAAUGUAUGAACGUUUCGGAUUUCAGAGUGCUCAGCGCCAACGCCAACAUCUUCAAAGAUUUGCAAAUCCUGAUCACUCUCAUUAACCCAUUCCUCUACGGAUUUUCUUCCGGAAACUAA
Messenger RNA from Caenorhabditis sp. 36 PRJEB53466, 2128 nucleotides. The record is from the annotation of a GenBank genome assembly. Lineage: Eukaryota; Metazoa; Nematoda; Chromadorea; Rhabditida; Rhabditidae.